Messenger RNA from Amoebophrya sp. A120, 103 nucleotides. NCBI's taxonomy places the organism in Eukaryota, Dinophyceae, Syndiniales, Amoebophryaceae. The record is from the annotation of a GenBank genome assembly.
CUCGCACACAGGAGCUUCUACCCUUGUUUUUAACAUUUUGGAGGCGCUAAAGUACCUUACCCUGAGGCCGGAUUCUUGUUUUCUAGUUUAUUGUGCUGCGUAA